Manis pentadactyla (Chinese pangolin) is the source of this 4053-nucleotide messenger RNA. RefSeq names its product cathepsin O (gene CTSO). The record is from RefSeq and is a predicted model, not a curated record. Gene Ontology annotation, cellular component: lysosome. NCBI's taxonomy places the organism in Eukaryota, Metazoa, Chordata, Mammalia, Pholidota, Manidae. The coding region runs from base 582 to 1547 and encodes 321 amino acids. Gene Ontology annotation, molecular function: cysteine-type endopeptidase activity. The transcript is spliced from 8 exons.
UGCUGCCCCUAUGUUCUUUUGGAGAGAAACAAACUUGAGAGUCUUGAAAUGGACAUAUAUCAAGAAAUUAUGCAUUAUUAUGCAACUAUAAAUUUUUAUAUAUCUAUAAACAUGCUGAGUGAAUGAAUGCCUCUGUGUAAAUUCGCGAACAUCUUUAGAAUUAGGUCCCAAAUUUAGGGACCAUCACAGAAGGAACAACAGUUAAAUUCAAAUUGAACGCAUGUUAAAUUAAAAUUCUGUCUGAAUUGUUCACUUUGAGACAAAAGGAAGAAAACUAAAGGUAAUUCUGCAAGUGCCGAUCGCACAAGUUUGCAUUUACAUGUUACUGUAGAUGAGUGUCAGGAGGUUCUCUAACAAGCGGGAGGUGAGCCCAGAAAGCACGUGGUCAUGUGCCUGAUGCUCCCACAGAAGAAUGGUGAAAAAAGGAAAUCGCAACAGUUCCCAGCCCACGGAUUCCCAGGUUCCGAGGCGGCACGCGGGGCCGCAGCGUGCUACCCGGGGCUCCGCGGCCCGCCCCGCCGGCCCAGCAGGGGGAGGAGCCGCGGGGCUGGCAGGAGAGCUGGCGCGGGCUGGGCGCGGGCAUGGAGCGGCGGGCGCUGCGGCGCCUCUGGCUGCUCUGCUGGCUGUGCUGCUGCUGUGGGCGCCGCGCCGAUUCCCGCGCCACCUCCGGCCGCACGGAGCCGCGGAGCCAGGAGCGACGGGCCGCCGCCUUCCGGGAAAGUCUUAAUAGACAUCAACACUUGAAUUCUUUAUUUCCUCAUGAAAACUAUGGUGCUGUGUAUGGAAUAAAUCAAUUUUCUUAUUUGUUUCCUGAAGAGUUUAAAGCUAUUUAUUUAAGAAGCAAACCUUCCAGAUUUCCCAGAUACCCAGCAAAAGUACAAACGUCCACACUCAAUGUGUCUUUGCCAUUAAGAUUUGACUGGAGGGACAAGCAUGUUGUAACGCAAGUGAGAAACCAGCAGACGUGUGGAGGAUGCUGGGCCUUCAGCGUGGUGGGCGCAGUAGAAUCUGCAUAUGCAAUAAAAGGGCAGCCCUUGGAAGACCUAAGUGUCCAGCAGGUCAUUGAUUGUUCAUAUAAUAAUUACGGCUGCAAUGGAGGGUCUACUCUCAAUGCUUUGAACUGGUUAGAUAAGAUGCAAGUGAAACUGGUGAGAGAUUCAGAAUAUCCAUUUAAAGCACAAAACGGCCUGUGCCAUUACUUUUCUGUUUCACAUUCUGGAUUUUCAAUCAAAGGGUAUUAUUCAUAUGACUUCAGUGACCAAGAAGAUGAAAUGGCAAAUGCACUUCUUACCUUUGGCCCUUUGGUAGUGAUAGUAGAUGCAGUGAGCUGGCAAGAUUACCUGGGAGGCAUAAUACAGCAUCACUGCUCUAGUGGAGAAGCAAAUCACGCAGUUCUCAUAACUGGGUUUGAUAAAACAGGAAGUAUACCAUACUGGAUUGUGCGGAACUCAUGGGGAAGUUCAUGGGGAGUAGAUGGCUAUGCCCAUGUUAAAAUGGGAGGUAAUAUUUGUGGUAUUGCAGAUGCUGUUUCUGCUGUACUUGUGUGAUAUUUGGGGCAGAUCAAGAGCCAACUACAGAAAUGAAGGAUUCUAAUGACAUGUAGCCCAGUACUUCAUUCUUGGCAUUAUUCAAAUCCCCUCCAAAGGUCCCAGGGCCUAGUAAUAUCUAAAUUAAGUUGCAGAAUGUUCAGAUGGACAACCAAAGUAAAUAGGAGCAGAACCAGUACCACUUAGGAGGAAAUCUGUGGAACAGUUUCCUGCUCUGAGAUGAAGGUCAGAUUAGGAGAUAUUUACACCUCUUCAAUUUGAAAAGGCUAUUUUUAAAAAUUAUUACUGUUGUUUGUUUAUUUUUAAUAACAUAACUCCCCUAUGAUUAAAGAGGUGAUAAGAAUUUCUUUACAGGAUAUAAUCCUCAGCCUUAGCUUACCCCUCCCUAUGCACACAAAUAGCCAACCUAAUUUAUGUGUGCCCCUCACAAUUAUAUUCUCAGCCUUCAGAGGUGGAAUUUCAUAAGAAUUUUGAAAUACCAAUUGCUUUAUCUCAACCAAUGGUGUUUACUUCAAGAACUAGAGGAAGAUCGUGUGGAAAACACAAGGACAGAGUCACUCCUUAAAAGAAAUAGAUUGAAAUUAAAUGACCAAUAUGACAAUUAUAUGAUAAGAAAAAUUCAAGUUGCAUUGUCUGAGAAACAAGUUACAGUUCAGAAAUUUUCACUGUCAAUAGGCUCUCACUAGGUUUUCUUUCUUACCGUGUCCUACCGCUACUGAAGAGCAAUGUGUUUUCCCGCACUCUCGCAUUCUGCGGUGACACUCUUGAGCUUUCCUUGUGGUUUGGCUUCCGUGACAGAAGAACUCUGCUUGUUUACUUACCAUUUCUAUAUUACGACCAUUUGUUUGGCUGCAUUUGUCCCUGAGCCUUUGUCAACAUCAGGAUCUCACCCUUCCCUUCCUCUCCUGCCAUUCGCAAGCACCACGCCUUUCAAAGUCCUGUCUCGUUCAUCUCGGGUUUCAUCCAAAAUGUGAGUUUCCCAGGCUCUCUGAUCCCCCAGGUCCCUGUUUGUAUUUCCUGGACUCCCAUGCUAACUGUGCUUUUGUGCAGCCCAUUGACUUUCACUGGGGUCCCGGUUCUUGACGCCCACCUUCUUUCUCGCCUAAGUUGUCAUGUAUGAGAACCAUCUUCUGAUUGAACCGAAGUACAGCCAUAUUCAAGGGGUUCAUAUAAGAGAAUCCUGCCCAAUACUAUGUAUGUAAAUAUUUCUCUAAAUUUAGAGUUGCUUUCUAAUGUAGAAUAUCUUAACAAAACAAACUUAGUUGUAGCAGCAACCACUAAACAAAAUAGAGGAUGUCCCAUUUUUCCACUCACUUUUGGCCCUCAUUUAUCCUUUCUUGUUACUAGAAAAUAAAUAAAUAAAUAACAAAACACUGUAUUUCCUUUUCUUACACCAAUCAGAAGCAACCUUAAGAGAAUAUGAUUUAGCUUUAGAAAUGGAGGAAGAAAAAUUUUGACAUUUUACUUGAUUGAUAUUCAAAUUAUCCAAGUUUGCCAAAAAGGAACUAUGACCCGAUUGUUCAAGUUUAUAUUCAUUUACUGAUUUCUGUAUAAUAUAAACACUUUUAUGAUAUGCUUUUUCAAAUGCUAAGGCAUUUUUUAAAUUAUGAAAUGAUUAACCUCAGCUGUUCCAGAUUUUGAUGACAUAAUAAAACAAUAUUUUAUUUUGGUCAAAUAAGUGUGCAGCUUACAUUUUGUCAACACAGUGUUCAUGUGCUUUAAAGUCACAUAGGAGUUUUCUCAGCUCAAAGUCCAUAUAUUUGUGUUUUUAUUUUCUCCAUAAACACCUUCACCUCAAUGUCUCCAGAGCUCCAUUUAUCCUCCUCCUUCCCCCUCCUCCUCCUAGAGUCUCUAUUUUGGUUAACAUCAUAUAAACACCCAAUCAAUGAAAGUGAGGGAAAUCUUAGAUAUUUGAUCAGUUCAACUAUACCGUAGUAACCCAUCACUUGAUCCCCUACCUCCUCUCUGUUUCUACCCUCCCUUUCUAGAUGCAUGUUCUUCAGUAUCUCUUAUCUUCUCUCUCCAGUAGUCUACUCACUAGACCCCAUGUCCCUUAAUCCAGAGGUUCUCAAAGUAUAGUCCCCAGACCAGAAGCCACCUGAAGACUUGUGAAACACUGUUUUAGUAAAUCCUCUAGAUGAUUCUGAUGAAUAGUCAUUAUAAUCCAUGUAAUAGGUGUCCCCUGGAUUUACAUUUUUAAGACAGCAUUUUCAUGUAAUUCCCUUGGAAACCAUUCAGGGACUCCCUAAUGGCUAAAGAUAACAUGCAAACUCUUAAAAGAGCUCUCACAAAGAUGCCCCACUCUACCUUCUCAGCCUCCAUGCUGCUGUGCUGCAUAGGCAAAUGCUGUGUGCCAGUCAUAAAUCACUUGAAGUUCUCCCUCAGGCUAUGAGGAAAGAAAUGAAAUCUUCACAUAAUAAUUAGGAGUCAUAAUUGAAAUCAUUAAGAUGUCCCUGGGUGUGAUUUCACAAGGAUCUCAAAGUGAAUACUACAUUAGAUAACCUUA